Molecule: messenger RNA, 630 nt
Organism: Fomitiporia mediterranea MF3/22
Lineage: Eukaryota; Fungi; Basidiomycota; Agaricomycetes; Hymenochaetales; Hymenochaetaceae
Exons: 3
Coding region: 39-407 (122 amino acids)
Source: RefSeq, a predicted model, not a curated record
UUGGCCGAGUAGAAGAAAUAAGCCAGCAAACAGCAAAUAUGGCGAACGCGCUAAACAAUCUUCGUCAAGCCUCAAACAAUCUUAGUCAAGAAUUUGCCGGCCUAGCUCACGACGAGAUGGCUGAUGUCAAUGCUAUCUACGAAUUCCGGCUGUAUCAGGCACGAGAGCAGAAUAAGCGUGCAAUUUUUUGGAGAGGAAACAUUAAUGAGAGACCGAAUUUGGCUCCUUUACCGCGUCAAGGCCUACAGCAGUUGCCAGAAGAUGUACCAUUUCCGAACACUGCCGCCGAAUUCGCUAAUUUAACAACGGCACAAUACAGAGCCCUUCUACAGGCAUACGGACAACCGGACAACGGACAUCGUCCCGAUUUGAUGUUCCGCCUCCAAACCUACAUUCUGGGUCUUUAGCAGAUGAGGCAAGGUCUUAAUCUUAUGUUCAGCGGUUAUCCCUGUUUUUGUGUCUCUUUUCGCUCCGGAUUGUGACUUGGUUCCAGAUUGCAGUCAGUAAUUCUUGUAGUAUCCUACUGUCAUACGUACAUCACAGAUUGUUGUUACGCAGCCAAUAAGUUAUGAUGGAUUGUGGCUCGUCACCACAGCUACAGGCUGUAAAAUGCAGACAAUAUAAAGAGAC